AUGUGCACGAAGGCGGUACGUCUGGAAGCUGUUUCGAGUCUCACAACGGAUGCUUUUUUUGCAUCACUGAAACGAUUGAUUGGACGCCGAGGCUUAAUACAGCAGCUGCAUUCCGACAACGCCACAAAUUUCAAAGGAGCACAGCACGAACUUCAUGAGAUCUUCCGUCAGUUUCAAGACCAACAGGCUUGUGGUCAAAUUCACCAGUUUUGUCAAGAGCGCGAAAUUGAGUGGCACUUCAUCCCUCCAUAUGCUCCAGAGUUCGGCGGGUUAUGGGAAGCUACAGUGAAAUCUGUAAAAACCCAUUUGAAGCGAGUAGUAGGAAACGCUAAACUGACUUUCGAAGAGUUGGCUACGGUUCUCGUUGAGAUCGAAGCUAUACUCAAUUCGCGACCUUUGUUCACAACUUCAAGAGAUCCUACUGAUCCACAGGUAAUUACUCCAGCACAUUAUUUAAUUGGUCGUCCUCUCAUUGCCUUAUCGGAGCACUCUCUGGAAGACAUAAAAGUGACCCGACUGGAUAGGUGGCAACAUUUACAACUGAUGCGCGAACACUUUUGGCGCUCAUGGAGCCGCGAUUAUCUCAGCACUCUUCAACCACGAAAAAAGAAUCAUCGAACCAUGCCAAAUCUUCGUCCUGGGAUGAUCGUCCUCAUGCAAGAGAAGAACCUCCCGCCGCUUUGUUGGAAGCUAGGUCGAAUCACAGCGGUCUUUCCUGGUGAAGAUGGAUUGGUACGCGCAGUGAAUGUGUUUGUUGAUGGUGCAACAUAUCGGCGACCAAUAACCAAGAUUUCCGUUUUACCGAUUGACGACAACAAGGCACACAAGGAAACCGAUAGUAGUUAA
This is a messenger RNA of Wyeomyia smithii (pitcher-plant mosquito), 846 nucleotides long. RefSeq lists its product as uncharacterized. Gene Ontology annotation, biological process: DNA integration. The coding region runs from base 1 to 846 and encodes 281 amino acids. NCBI's taxonomy places the organism in Eukaryota, Metazoa, Arthropoda, Insecta, Diptera, Culicidae. The transcript has a single exon. The record is from RefSeq and is a predicted model, not a curated record. Gene Ontology annotation, molecular function: nucleic acid binding.